CCGGGGCAGCGUUUGCCACCGGUAGGGACUUAGUUCAUCCCGCAGCCAUUGAACUGGCCCCCUCGCAACGCGCCCAGGGGAGUGCGAAGCUUUAUAAAAAUUUAAAAGCGUCUUGGUGGUAGCAGCAGGAGAGGGGCGGAGCCGCAGCCUGGCGGCUCCGUGAUGAGCAAGGGGAAACUCGGAGCAGGACGAUCUCCGUGUUCACGUCUCCGAACCGGGUGUGAUGCCGAGACCGCGAAGAGUCCUGUUGAAGAGCAGCGUCUCUGUGUCCCACGAGGCUUUCCGAGCUAGUAGGUGAGACUGCGCGGGAGAACAGUGCCUGCUCCUUCGUCAGAGGAAGCUCGCCAUUGCUAUGGAUACCGAAUCCACAUAUUCUGGAUAUUCCUACUACUCAAGCCAUUCAAAAAAAUCUCACAGGCAAGGGGAAAGAACAAGAGAAAGACACAAAUCACCACGGAAUAAAGAUGGCAGAGGGUCAGAAAAGUCCGUCACUAUCCAGGCUCCCACUGGAGAGCCCCUGCUGGCAAAUGACUCUGCCCGCACAGGCACUGAGGAAGUUCAGGAUGACAACUGGGGAGAGACCACCACAGCCAUCACAGGCACCUCGGAGCACAGUAUAUCCCAAGAGGACAUUGCCAGGAUUAGCAAGGACAUGGAGGACAGCGUGGGGCUGGACUGCAAGCGCUACCUGGGCCUCACCGUCGCCUCGUUCCUUGGACUUCUCGUCUUCCUCACCCCCAUUGCCUUCAUCCUGCUACCCCAGAUCCUGUGGAGGGAGGAGCUGAAACCCUGUGGCGCCAUCUGUGAGGGACUGCUCAUCUCUGUAUCGUUCAAGCUGCUUAUCCUGCUCAUCGGGACCUGGGCACUUUUCUUCCGCAGGCAAAGAGCGGAUGUGCCGCGGGUGUUCGUGUUCCGAGCCCUGCUGCUGGUCCUCAUCUUUCUUUUCGUGGUUUCUUACUGGCUUUUUUAUGGGGUCCGCAUCUUGGACUCUCGGGACCCAAACUACAAGGACAUAGUGCAGUACGCAGUCUCCCUCGUGGACGCGCUACUCUUCAUCCACUACCUUGCCAUCGUCCUGCUGGAGCUGCGGCAGCUGCAGCCCAUGUUCACGCUGCAGGUGGUCCGCUCCACCGACGGGGAGUCCCGGUUCUACAGCUUGGGACACCUGAGCAUCCAGAGAGCAGCACUGGUGGUUCUGGAAAAUUACUACAAGGACUUCACUAUCUAUAACCCAAACCUCCUAACAGCAUCCAAAUUCCGAGCAGCCAAGCACAUGGCGGGCCUGAAAGUCUACAAUGUAGAUGCUGCCCUUAUGGCCAAACUGAAACUUUGUGUAGCGGACGGGCCCAGUAACAAUGCCACCGGCCAGUCCCGAGCCAUGAUUGCCGCGGCUGCUCGGCGCAGGGACUCCAGCCACAACGAGCUGUAUUAUGAAGAGGCUGAGCACGAACGGCGGGUGAAGAAGAGGAGAGCGAGACUGGUGGUAGCAGUAGAAGAAGCCUUCAUCCAUAUCCAGCGUCUCCAGGCUGAAGAACAGCAGAAAGCUCCCGGGGAGGUGAUGGACCCCAGAGAGGCAGCUCAGGCCAUCUUCCCCUCCAUGGCCAGGGCCCUGCAGAAGUACCUCCGCACCACACGGCAGCAGCACUACCACAGCAUGGAGAGCAUCCUUCAGCACCUGGCCUUCUGCAUCACCAACAGCAUGACCCCCAAGGCUUUCCUUGAACGAUACCUCAAUGCGGGCCCCACCUUGCAGUAUGACAAAGAUCGCUGGCUGUCGACACAGUGGAGACUUAUUAGUGACGAGGCUGUGACGAACGGGUUACGGGAUGGAAUUGUUUUUGUCCUCAAAUGCUUGGACUUCAGCCUCGUGGUCAAUGUGAAGAAAAUCCCGUUCAUCGUACUCUCUGAAGAGUUCAUAGACCCCAAAUCUCACAAGUUCGUUCUUCGCUUACAGUCUGAGACAUCCGUUUAAAAGUUCUAUACUUGUGGCUUUGUGAAAAAAACAAAAGAAGAAUAUAUAGAUAGAUUUUAUAUAUAUAUAUGUAUAUGUAUGUCCAGGGGGAAGUUCUUUUAUAAAGACUUUUUUUUUUUUAUUCUUCAAUGCUGACUGAAACUGGCAGAGGAUAGACCAGUAUCCUUCGACCGUCUGCACUUUAUUGGAAAAGAAUCAAGUGAUGUCCACCCUGACGAGCAGCUGGCGACUUCUUACUUUAAUAAAUGGAACUUCUGAAGAAGCUGUUCCCUGGAGUUUCUGCAACAGCUGAAAACCAAAGUGUAGCUGCUGUGUCCUCGGGAGCCUCGCCUUACAACUGGUCCCUGCCUAUGGCCCAGUACCACAUCCCCCUAUCUUUCUGGUGUCCCCUUAUAGAUUCUAGGGGACUCACUGUUUUCUGCUUCAGGAGACCAGACACUACACAGCCACAUGUGUGUUUGUACAUGUAAUUAUCCAUAUCACUACACCACCCUGGGGAGUGGUGGGCAGUCCAGGAAAUGUCCACACGCCUGAGUCUUUGUUCUUUGUUGCCUUAGAUUCUGAUAAGAGCCUAACAGAAAAUGUGCACUGGCGGUUUGCAGCUGCUAAGUGAUUUGCUUUUUCAUUUUCCAGAGUGAGAGAGAGAGCCCUGCCUGCCCUGUUUCUGGCCCUGUUCCUUUUGGCCUGAGGCAGGUAGCCCUUCCUAGGCCGGAUUGCCUACCUGGGCUCCACUCUAGUCCACUCUCCUGAGCAUGGGACCAACCACAGCCCUGCCUGGUGGGCAGCCCUGGCCAGGCUAGCUGGGCCCUCAAGACUGACAGGGACUUGCCCUUCCAUGUAUACCCUCAAGCUCUUUGCACAGCCUCAGCCCCUCCCACAGUCUUUCUCUGGAGAAGUGGGGUAUGACCCUGGGGAGCCAUUCAGCUGCAGCGCCCCUUUUAAGCCUCAGCAAGAACCCCAUCCACCUAGUUCCCCUUAGCCCUGCUUCUCGCAAACCAGGGGAGACCAACACUGUGACUCCCAGUUGGCAGGUGCCCCUUGGAGCCAUCCAGUUUCCCAGGGAGACAAGCCCUCACAAAGCUCAUGUGCCAAGCUGCCCUGCCACGGGAAACCAAACAAUGCCCAUCACCCUGGCAACUACUGCUGUCCCAUCCCCGUGGUUUGUGACCACCACCGCCACUGUGCAACUUACCGAAAGGAAAAGGGUCGCUCUGCCCUUGCUGUACAAAUUGCCCUUAAUUAUUAGUCAGGAAGAGAGGAAAAAGGGAUGCUGCAGAACUGGGGAAAGGGAGAAUAGGGAUCAGUGUUGCAGUCUAGGAGGCCCCUUCUGUCUGCAUGUUUUGUAGCUGGUUUGAGAGGACAGUGCAAGGGAGUGUCCGAAGACCUAUGCCCUGACACUUUGAAAUGGGCUGCCCUGGUCUGUCCGCCUUCCUCCAUCUGAAGCGAUGUUUCACAAAGUCCUCACUCUUUCUUUUCCCAGCUGCAGUGACCUUGUUUCAGAAAAGGAGGACACUGUCACCAUGCCCAAUAUCAAUGCUCCCGUACCCUUCCUGUGUAUGCACCCCAACAGACCAUACUAUUUUGUCUCUCACUUAAAAAAAAAAAAAUCCAAAUUGGCUUAGGAUAUUUGUGAUACUUAGAAAAGCCAGCAUUACUCUUCGUUGGAUUGACUUUUGGCUCGGAAAGUUGUGUCCGGGAAGGAAGGCGAAUCCAUGGACAAGGUACGGAGCCAGGAUGCCGCAUGUCAACCGCGUGGCUCCAUCUGAGACAACCUAGUGUAGCCUUGGUGCUCUGGUCUUAGCUCUUCCCUUCAGGUCCCUUCCAACUGGAAGUUCCUCAUGAUGUCUUUCUCAGGAAAUAUUUUAGGAGAGAAGGUAAGGGGUGGGCAGCCCGUGAGAGACUGGCUGUGUGUGGAGGGGAAUGCCGCAGAGCAGCCGCUCCACCACUAACGCCACGAGGUCGCCAAGUGCCAGAGUGUGAUAAUGUAGCGUUAAAAGCAACACUACUCAAUGGUGUUUUAAAACACCGUGCUUCCAAUCCUGUCUUAAAUUAACGGGUCUUUUGAAGGGGUUAAAUUGGAGUCAUGCGUUGGCAUGUGCGUGCCCAACAGGGCAAAGAAAGGUUUAAAUUUUAAAUUAAGGAAUUAAUUUAUUUGUUUUUUUUUUUUUUUCUCCUGACCCUUCUCCCUCUGGUUUGCAUAGGAGAAUCUCAGACUUCCUGAAAUUAUUGUUUGGGUUGUAAAUUGAAUAUUGAUUUUUUUUUUCAAAAUGCUAAGUUUGUAUCAAUUCUUUCCCCAAAGAAAAACAAAAUUAAAGGCAGGAUCCUAAAGUUCUUGUGUGCCCAGGAUCUUAACAGCCUGAGUGGAAGUGGGAACCAUGUGAAUGAUAUUUUGUAAAAGAAAUGUAAAGUUGCAGAAAGCUGCAUCACACAACUGAAGACAAUAAAUUUUUAUUUCAUUUAUUGGACCCUCAAUAGCCUGCUCUUUUUAAAGAAUGUAAAUCGUGCCCUACAGCUAGCACGAUGCAUGAGCCUAUUAGAGGACACAGGAUUCCAUUACCUUGAAUGUUUAUAGAUUUUUUUUCCUUAUAACUUUAAACCUAAGUUAUUAAAAUUCUAACAUUAAAUGUGAAAGA
Molecule: messenger RNA, 4605 nt
Organism: Psammomys obesus (fat sand rat)
Lineage: Eukaryota; Metazoa; Chordata; Mammalia; Rodentia; Muridae
Gene: Vangl1
Product: VANGL planar cell polarity protein 1
Exons: 9
Coding region: 353-1972 (539 amino acids)
Biological process (GO): multicellular organism development
Cellular component (GO): plasma membrane
Source: RefSeq, a predicted model, not a curated record